Molecule: messenger RNA, 239 nt
Organism: Mycena citricolor
Lineage: Eukaryota; Fungi; Basidiomycota; Agaricomycetes; Agaricales; Mycenaceae
Source: the annotation of a GenBank genome assembly
GCGCGACCACUGCGGAUUCGAACAAGCGCGCAUAUCUGGACAUGAUCAAGCUCGGUGGAAAGCCCGAGAUCGGCCAGCUUCCGCAACUCAAAGUCAAGUACGGAGAUGCAGCGAGGAUUGUGCUUCUGCUCAUUGUAGACGGCGCGGUGCCUGACGCAACCCAGUGGGAUUUCACAGGCAGAAUCGAUUGUGCCUGUGAGUUCGACAAGGGGGACCAUUUUGUCUCGUAUUAUAUCCAG